Ogataea parapolymorpha DL-1 is the source of this 1929-nucleotide messenger RNA. RefSeq names its product Ino eighty subunit 1. The transcript has a single exon. The coding region runs from base 1 to 1929 and encodes 642 amino acids. NCBI's taxonomy places the organism in Eukaryota, Fungi, Ascomycota, Pichiomycetes, Pichiales, Pichiaceae. The record is from RefSeq and is a predicted model, not a curated record. Gene Ontology annotation, cellular component: Ino80 complex.
AUGGAAUCCACUGAUCCACUGACAGAUCAACAAUCUAAGUUCUCAGAUCCACUUCUUGUCGAUUCUGAAGAUAAGAUCGCGGAAGCUGAAGAUACGAAAAAACGCAAAAGACAAUCUGAUGAUGGAGUUAAAGAGAAGCUACAUCCAUCGGUACUGACCAAUUCCCGCACUAGACACUUGAAGAAGGCUGACGGAGAGCCUUACUGGCGAAAGGAUAUACGCUUCGUUUUUUUGAUGAAAUUAUUCUUCAACAACAGGAGAAUAUUCUCUAAUCCUUUCAAAAAGUCGGGGGAGAAUUUCGAUUGGCCGGAACACUUCAAAUACUACAGAGAUGAAUUUGGCACGGAGCAUUUUAAUGAUGGAUCUCAUUUGACAUUCUUUGAGCUUUACCUCGUAACUCUCAUGAAGAGUAGCAAGGUUUCCAAAGUCUUGAAAGAUCGCCUUUCGCAUGAUCUAAGCUAUGCCUUGAAUUUCUCGGUUAUCAGCAUUCUCGUUAAUAUUGGCCGCCUGAAUACGACUGUGAAUUUCGACCAUGCGAUGAAAUCGCAAUUUAGAACCUAUCAUUCUGUGCCCUCUUUGCAUGUUGGAGACCAUACUUCCAUCUUCGAGAAAUUCUACGUCCUUCAUCCUGUUGAAGCCAGACUCAAGACAGAAGACACGAAAAACUACUUCCCAAUGUCCGCGGUAAAGCCAUUACAAGAUACGCCCCGCAUUAAGUCAAUACUUAAAUCAAUUAACGACUUGAACCAAGAAGUUCCAAAAAAUUUCAAGGAAUUCAUUUUGGGGAUGAACGAAGACAAUAAAUUCCAUCUGAACGUUGUCAGCUUAUUGUUCCUGCUUUGUGUACAUGAGUAUGAGAUUGGAAAGCUUUUUUUCCCGACUGCUCAGCAAUUGCCACAAAGGGAGACCGACAAUACGGACCGUACGGGUUUUGCCGCUUCUUCUGGAUCAUUAUUUAAUGACAUCUGGCUGAAAUCAGAGUCAGAUCCAAACGACGAGGUGGAGAGGUUUUUAUGGUUGAUCUACCUUUUCUUGGAGACUGACUUCAAAGCGGAAAAGAUUUUAGCUAACCCUUUUAAUAACCCGUUAGCUCCUAUCACUAUUGAUCCUAGACUGAAUGUGGCAGAAGAAAUUGCUCAUGAUAACUUGGAACUCAUUGAAAAGCUCAGACAGCUCGUGCCCCCAACGAAAAAAUAUUCACCCGAGCAAAGCCAGGACCCAUCUCAAUUGAUCAACGAUGUUGAUACAGAAAAUGAAAAGGCAUUUGCCUUCUAUAUGAAAAAUCUACGACUCAAAUUCUUAGAUGACGCUCCAAGUGAUGAUGAAUCAAAGAAAGCAAAACGAGCUAAAAAGUCGAAGAAGUCAACGGAUGCUGAUGAUACGGAUGCUGACUUAACGGCAUUGGGACUUGAAGAGUCAGACAUAAAAAAGCUGAAACAAGCUCUUAACACGGAAGAAAAUGGGACAGGAAAUGCUGAGUCCAACCCCCAUGGUGACGAUUUGCAAGUAGAUAAAGCACGCAAAAAGAAGAAGACCAGCAUUGGGCCAAUCAAGCUCAACUUGAGCCAUAUCGAAGCUUUGUUAAGUUCAGAUGUAAGAUCAGGCUCAACAUCAAAGAUGAUGAUUAAUAAACGAAACAAAAAUCACUACAUGGCCUUAUUUCUGAGAGAUCUCAUACUGAAACGUGCGGAUGACCUCAAACGCAAAAGAUUAAAACUAGGGCACUUAAAUUGCAUGCACAAAUUGGACAAUCUAUUGAUUACACAAAGCGACGAGAAUCUCUCAUGCUUGCACAAGGACAAACUGGAUGAGUUUCAGAUCAACUAUUAUAAAGAUCUGAGACGGAUAGUGAAUUUCGUUGACGACUCAGCGGACAGAGAGGAAUCAGCGCACGAUUUAUUUUUGGAAAAAGCCUUUUCUGAUGUAUAG